AUGCUUGUGCUUGCCAAGCUGGACGAGUCCAGUUCUGAGUGCUCGAGAACAGAUCCUACAGAACCUGUACACCUUGGACCCAUCCCAGAAGAGCAGUAUGUAGGCGAAGGAACCGAGGAACCAGUGCCUCAAGCGCCACACGCCCGCUACAGGGACGCAGAAACAAUCACAGAUGUUUGUAACAGCACAGAGCUCCCUGAGGUGGAGAUUAUCAGUCUGUUGGAGGAGCAGUUGCCGGUCUACAGGCUGAGGGCAGACUGUGUGUACGGCUAUGAGCACGACGACUGGAUCCACACACCUCUCAUCUCGCCCGACACACGCAUAGACCUCACCUCAGAGCAGAUUGAGGAGACGCUCAACUACUUUUUACUAUGUGCUGAGCGAGUGGGCCAGAUGACUAAGACCUACAAUGACAUUGACGCUGUCACAAGACUUCUGGAGGAGAAAGAGCGGGAUCUGGAGCUCACUGCCCGCAUCGGUCAGUCCCUCCUGAAGAAGAACCGUGUUCUGUCAGAGCAGAACGAAUACCUGGAGGAACAAGUGGGCACCAUCAGGGAGGAGGUGGCUCAACUGCACCACGAGUUGAAUCUAAAAGACGAGCUCCUGCAGUUCUACACUAAUGCAGCGGAGGAGAGCGAAGAGGGGUCUGGAUCGCCCACGAGUCAACAGGGAAGGGCAGGAGUUUCUGCCCGUAGUGGUUCCUCUCUGGACAUUCUGCAGCAAAAACUACGAGACCUGGAGGAGGACAAUCUCUCUCUCAGAUCAGAGGCGAGUCAGCUGAAGUCUGAGACAGAGUCAUAUGAGGAGAAGGAACAGCAGCUGGUGAAUGACUGCGUCAGAGAGUUAAGGCAGUCCAGCAUCCAGAUCUCCAGUAUAGCAGAAGAACUGGCCAAAAAAACUGAAGAUGCCUCUCGCCAGCAGGAGGAAAUCACACACCUUCUCUCUCAGAUAGUGGACCUGCAGAAAAAAGCCAAAACGUGUGCUGUCGAGAAUGAAGAACUUUCUCAGCACCUUUCGGCAGCUAAAGAUGCUCAAAGACAGCUUACAGCCGAGCUGCAGGAGCUGGAGGAGAAAUACUCGGAGUGCAUUGAAAUGCUCCAUGAGGCUCAAGAGGAGCUCAAGAACCUACGGAACCGCAGUGUGUCCGCAGGAACUCCUCGACGCUAUCACCCUCUGGGACUUUUUCCCAUGGACUCCCUGGCUGCUGAAAUUGAGGGAACCAUGAGGAAGGAAUUGAGUCUGGAGAAUCCUGACAAUGAAGAACAGAAGGUUCGUCAUAAGCGUGUGUUUGAGACCGUGAAGAACAUCAACCAGUCUGUCAGACAGCGAUCUGCUAAUUCUGCUACCAACAUCCCUGGGUCCAAUCAGAUGCUCUCCUCCCUUAGCUCCGCCCUCUCUGACAGCAAUAGCAACAAUACAGCGCCUGAUAACCGUACACAGAGCAUGCUCCAGGAGACCGGCUCCUCAGAUGCUGCUGUGGAUGCCCCUGAGAAGCGAUCUGGCUCUGAGGAGCUCAAACUCGCUCUGAGGCGACUGUCCCUGCGACGGCAGAACUGUCUGAGCGAGCGUCUCUUCUUCGAGGGGGAGCGGGAGAGGCGUAAUCGAGAGCCAGCGGACAGUGGAGAUUACUCAAACAGGCUGGUGCACAGCGAGAGCAUUAUGUCCCUGGGCGCUUGGGCCAGCCGGCCCUAUCUUCCCGACAAGCUCCAGAUUGUCAAACCUCUGGAAGGCUCGGCUACGCUUCAGCACUGGCAGCAGUUGGCUCAGCCUAAUCUGGGCGGUAUCCUGGAUGCUCGACCUGGUGUGGUCCCAAAAGGUUUCCGUCCCUUGGAGCUGGACCUGGAGGAAGUAUAUCACUAUGCCGAUUAUGAGGAAGAUGAGCCUGGAGAGCAGUAUUUCCAGAGCCUUCCCACCACAACCACAUCCAAUUCCAGUGUCCCUCCUGCCCAUAGCCUCACCCCCUCAGCCUCCCCAUCACCAUGUCCCAGCACAGGUCACGCUUCCAUAGAGUUCUCAAUGUAUUUCCCGGGCAAAUGCAUGGCUCACACAAGUUCAACUUACACCUUCACCACCUGCAAAAUCCUCCAUCCGUCUGAUGAGCUCACAAGGGUGACACCCAGUUUAAACCCCGUCCUCACCUCGUCCUGCGUGAUGUCAAGCAGUCUGCGUUCGACACCUGCCGCCACGCCGUGUACUCCUCGGCAAAUGAGUCUGUCCCAGUCUCAGUCAUUCACCAACCUGCGGGACUCCACCAAAACCUUCAGCACAUCUUUGGGCCUGGUUCGCCUCCUGCAGGAGAGGGGCAUCUCUGCUGCCGUGUACCAGCCUCAGAGCUGGGACAGAGGAAGCGGAGGAGUCCUCUUCUCCACCUCAGUUCUUCCUCCUCCACUUCCCGACCCGAACAGACCCACCACUCCGCCAAAUUCCCCCACCCGUUGCACUCCCAGCCCAGGUUCAGCGGUUUCUGAUGCGGACACCUCCACGCCUUUCUCUUUCAAGAGCCCAUCCUAUGAAAACUUCUUGGCUUCCAAGCCAGCAAGGUCUAUUUUGAAAGAGGUGGCAGGGGUGUCUGGGGCUCAGGCUAAAGACUGUGAGAGCCAAACUGAUGUCAGUAUGUAUAGUCUCAACUUGGUUGAUAAGCUGAAAAGGUUGGGGUUGGCAAGCCCUGGGGCUUCUGGGGCAACGGGGGGAGGGAUUCCAAGGCCAAGCCCACUUAUAGGUCCUCUGGGUGGGCUUCGGAGGGCAGGGUCCCCCUUUAGUUCACUAAACGAAGGUAUGAGGAGGAAUCGAAGCUAUCCUGCUAUGGUUGGGGCCAGUAUGGCAAUGAAGGGGCCCGGCCCUCAAGGGGACGAAAUGCUGCUGGCUCCUAAACUACCCAAGCAAACAAGUCUUAAAUAAUGAGUUAUGCAUAAUAAUGAAUCUCACAAUCAGUGGAUUGUACCUCACUAACUUGCUAACAAAGAAUUCAAGUCAUAACUUGUAAUAUACACUAAAAAACACUCUCACCUAAAGUGAUAAUUCACCCCCC
This is a messenger RNA of Sinocyclocheilus rhinocerous, 3028 nucleotides long. Its product is annotated as trafficking kinesin-binding protein 1-like. Lineage: Eukaryota; Metazoa; Chordata; Actinopteri; Cypriniformes; Cyprinidae. Bases 1 to 2898 code for a protein of 965 amino acids. The transcript is spliced from 17 exons. Gene Ontology annotation, cellular component: mitochondrion; cytoplasmic vesicle; dendrite. Gene Ontology annotation, biological process: vesicle transport along microtubule; protein targeting; mitochondrion distribution. Gene Ontology annotation, molecular function: GABA receptor binding; myosin binding. The record is from RefSeq and is a predicted model, not a curated record.